Fusarium proliferatum ET1 is the source of this 3348-nucleotide messenger RNA. RefSeq lists its product as uncharacterized. The coding region runs from base 1 to 3348 and encodes 1115 amino acids. Gene Ontology annotation, biological process: arachidonate metabolic process. Gene Ontology annotation, cellular component: membrane. The transcript is spliced from 5 exons. The record is from RefSeq and is a predicted model, not a curated record. Gene Ontology annotation, molecular function: protein binding; ADP binding. Lineage: Eukaryota; Fungi; Ascomycota; Sordariomycetes; Hypocreales; Nectriaceae.
AUGAACGAACAGAAUCAAAAGUCGCCGAACGUGGGUUUGCUGGAUGAGGAGGGCAUUUGCAUGCUGUCCCUCGAUGGAGGCGGGGUACGCGGCUUAUCUUCACUAUACGUGCUCAAACGCAUCAUGGAUGGAUAUAAUGCCGAAAGGAAGAAAUUGGGACAAAGUCCACAGAAGCCAGCGGAUAUCUUUGAUCUAAUCGGAGGCACUAGUACGGGCGGACUGAUCGCUAUUAUGCUCGGAAGGCUGCAAAUGGAUGUCGAUGAAUGCAUUUUGGCUUAUAACGACCUUAUCAAGGUGGUCUUCAAUGAGAAGGCAAGGGUUCACCAGUCAAAGUUUAGCUUGCUGGGGCAGACGCAGGCUCGAUUCGAUUCUGGAGGACUCAAGGCGGCGAUCGAGAAAACUUUGAAGGAUAGAGGUCUAUCGUCAACAGACAGUAUGGUUGAUAGCCGUAAACCUGACUGCAAGGUCUUUGUUUGCGCAACCUCAAAGCUCGACGCGGCUGUAUGUCGAUUCAGGAGUUACAAUAGCCAUAAAAGCUCCGUUAGUGCGACUAUCUGCCAAGCGGCUCGGGCAACAUCCGCUGCAACCACUUUCUUCAACCCGGUCUCCAUCGAGGGCAUGAAAUAUGUGGACGGGGCUCUCGGAGCCAAUAACCCAGUCGACCAAGUUGAAGAAGAGGCCAUGGAGAUCUGGUGUCCGAGCACAGGUAACCUGCAGCCACUGGUCAAGUGCUUUAUAUCAAUAGGAACAGGCAGACUUCCAACAUUUAAUAUUGAUGAUCGAGUCGAUAAGUUCAUAGGUGCCCUGGCCAAAAUGGCAACAGAUGCCGAGAAGAUAGCAGAGGCAUCGAUUAAGAGGUGGAGGCAUCACUUUGAACAAGGGCGAUACUUUCGGUUCAACGUCGAUCAUGGACUACAGACAGUAGGGAUGAAGGAAUACCGGAAGAAAAGGGAGAUUCAGACUGCCACCGAUAGGUAUCUGGACAGCCAAGUCCAAAAUUUCUGGGUACAGAAAUGUGUUGAGAACCUGAUACUAAAGAAGAGAAGUGCCAGGCAAGAUUUUGAACUCUUGAUCGCGCCACAACAAGAUUUCGUGUUUUCAAGCCCGAGUCCACAGGGUCCAGAAAACCCUGAAGAGAGCCAGUCUCCGCUACCCGUAUCUUGGAAGACGAAACCACCACCACAGCCUUGCUUCCAUGUACCAACAAAGCGAUCCCCUUCCUCUAUAGACCGACCUAACUACCUCAAAAAAUUACAGGCCGCCUUCCCCCAAGAUGGACAUCAGAGAGCGGCACUCACGGGGCUUCCUGGAUCCGGCAAGACCCAAAUCGCAAUUCAAUUUGUAGAAUGGGUUCAUUCCUCAUACCCGAAAUACUCUAUCGUUUGGCUGUCAGCAGGCAACUUCGAGGAGUCCUACUCGCGGAUUGCACAAAAGUUGGAUCUGUUUCGCCGCUAUGAACAUGAGUCGAAGUCUACUGAUGCAAGAGUCCUUUUUCAUCGUUAUUUAUCGUCAGAACGUCUUGGAAGGUGGUUCCUCAUUAUUGACGACGCUGAUACCGACAACGAUCCAUCAAGUCCUAGUGCUCAGCCCAAGAGUGUUUUCAGCGAUCUACCUCAUAGCGAGGAGGGUAACAUCUUAUUCAUCACACAUUCGAUGAAAGCUGCAACCGCCGCGGUUGGAAAUCAAGUGAAUAAGGUCAUCAAAGUCAGUGGGAUAGAAAUGCCAGACGCAAUCUCCAUUCUAAGAUAUUCCCUGUUUAACAAGGGGCUGCUUUCAGAUGAGGAUAUAGUGAAGGAACUAAUAUCCGAACUAAAUGGCCUUCCUUUGAGUAUUCAACUGGCAGCAAGGUAUCUUAACAACCAUGCCCAUCUGACGAUAGCCAAAUUUUUGGAGUUGCUGCGCAGCCCCGGUCAAGAUGCAUUUCCGUUCGUCUCACAAAGUACUGACGGGACAAGAGAAGGGACAGAGUCCGAGGACUCCAUACUCAAGAACGCUAUGAAAUGCUUCGAGGCAAUUCAGAAGCUCAAUCCACGCGCCGCGAGACUACUUGAGUUCAUUUCGCAAACUGGACCAUCCUCCAUCCCAAGAACAAUUCUUGCUGGCCCUGGAAUCAAGGGUGGAAAGGCCGAACUCGAAGAGUCUAUCGGUAUAUUGUGUAGCUUCUUUCUCUUGGCUCCAAAGCAAGGGGGCAGUAUAUUCGACAUGCCCACUAUCAUUCAUUUAUGCAUCAGAGUAUGGGCUAAACAAAAGAAAGCUUCCAAGGGCCUGACGGAAAUAGUUACAAAGCGCCUAAACGAGCUUGUCCCGCCGGUGGAUUGGCCAAAGAGAUUAACCUGGAAGACGUACCAUGCCCAUGCUAUCCGUGUCCUUAAUAACUGUCAAGAUCUUGAUGUGAGAUUCGACGAUCGCUUUCAGCUUAUGUUUAAAGUCGGAUCUUGGCUCUUAAGGCAAAGAAACAGCAUCCUAGCAAUCCCAUGGCUUCAGAAAGCUGUGGAAUGGAUAAAGAAAUCCUCAUUAAAGCACACCAAGAGGCGUCUUCGCAUUGAACUCGACCUUGCAGAAGCCUAUGCUGAAACAGGGCAGUCAGCAAAGGCGAUUCAACUUUCGGAAAAGUCAUUGGUGUUCCAAGGGAAGCAUCUUCCAAAAGAUGAGAGCAGCUUGUUGGCGGUGUCAUGUGUUCUCGCAAAGUGCCAUCGUUUCAACGGUGCACCAAAGCAUGAAAUUGAUCGCCUGGAGAAGCUCAGGAAAGCUGGCAGUAAAAGAAGCGCCAUGGACAAGUUGAUACUGCUGGGCGAACUGGGGAAAUGCUACAACUAUGUUGGAGAGUAUGAAAAGGCAGCUGAUAUUCUCGAGAUGGGGAUCGAUGCGUCGGAAAGCACAAUUGCAAAAGACGACCCGAUUCUUAUUGCCGUCAAGAACCACCUCGCCUAUUCAUACGAGCACAAAGGCGAACGUAAGAAAUGCAUCUGUCUUCUAGAGGAGACUCUACCGAUCCAGCAGCAGAUCCUAGGCAAAGCACAUCUAGACACCCUCAAGAUUCAAGUAUCCCUCAUCGAUCAAUACUUAAAGAUCAAGGAGCUUACAAAGGCCAUUUCACUUUUAGAAGACCUGGUACCUAUUCAGAGGAAGACUCUUGGGCUGGUACAUAAGAGGACUAUGUCUUCUGAGAAUAGUCUUGCGGAGUCAUAUCUUCAGAACAGAAAUGUGUAUACGGCUUUGAAGUUGUAUGAGCAUAUGGUUUCUGUGCGUCAGAAGAAUUUGGGGUCGGGUGAUGAGCAGAGGAAGUGGGCGGAAGCGCGUUAUGAGAAGUGUAUUGAGACCUGGAAGUGGACCUGGGCCCGGAGGUGA